Messenger RNA from Athene cunicularia (burrowing owl), 3887 nucleotides. It is a transcript of the gene GOLPH3, whose product is annotated as golgi phosphoprotein 3. The transcript has 3 exons. The coding region runs from base 52 to 672 and encodes 206 amino acids. Gene Ontology annotation, cellular component: cytosol; trans-Golgi network; Golgi cisterna. The record is from RefSeq and is a predicted model, not a curated record. Gene Ontology annotation, molecular function: phosphatidylinositol-4-phosphate binding. Gene Ontology annotation, biological process: Golgi vesicle budding; retrograde vesicle-mediated transport, Golgi to endoplasmic reticulum; Golgi organization. Lineage: Eukaryota; Metazoa; Chordata; Aves; Strigiformes; Strigidae.
GGUUACACAUCAUUCUGGAAUGAUUGCAUCUCAUCAGGAUUGCGUGGCUGUAUGUUAAUUGAAUUGGCAUUGCGAGGUCGACUUCAGCUAGAGGCUUGUGGAAUGAGGCGCAAAAGUCUAUUAACAAGAAAGGUGAUUUGCAAGUCAGAUGCUCCUACAGGGGAUGUUCUGCUUGAUGAAGCUCUGAAACACAUAAAAGAGACCCAGCCUCCUGAAACAGUACAGAAUUGGAUUGAACUGCUUAGUGGUGAAACAUGGAACCCACUGAAGUUGCACUACCAACUAAGAAAUGUGCGUGAACGGUUAGCUAAAAAUCUAGUGGAAAAAGGUGUACUGACAACGGAGAAACAGAACUUCCUUCUUUUUGACAUGACUACGCACCCUCUCACCAACAACAAUAUCAAACAGCGCCUCAUCAGGAAGGUUCAAGAAGCAGUUCUUGACAAAUGGGUGAAUGACCCUCACCGCAUGGACAAGCGCUUGCUGGCACUUGUUUAUUUAGCCCAUGCUUCAGAUGUUCUGGAGAACGCUUUUGCCCCCCUUUUGGAUGAGCAGUAUGAUUUAGCCACAAAGAGAGUGCGGCAACUUCUGGAUUUAGACCCUGAGGUUGAAUGUAUGAAAGCCAACACGAAUGAGGUUUUGUGGGCUGUUGUAGCAGCUUUCACAAAAUAACUGCAUUCAGACUGAAGUGUUCUCUUUCAUGUAAACCAGUUGUUUCUCUUCUAUUGACUAUUCAUGUUUUCUGUAAUUUGUACCUUCUCACAUGAUGAAUCGGCUCUUGUUUAAUGGGAAUUAUAAGUGGUGUAUUCCCUCCUUCUCUGUGUAUCUGUGUACAGGUUUCUGCUGGUACAAGAGACUUUCCUGUUUAACAACAACAGAAAAAGGUUUUACUGCCAUAUUGGCAUUCCAUUUCCUAUUCAGUUUGAGUUACCUGAAAUACUUUGUUCAAUCUAUUUUUCAUCUUACUGUUACUGAAGUGGUUUAACAUGGAAAGCACCUCAAGGAGGAAAUGUGCAUGCAGUUGGAUCACUAGUCUCAGCUGACACAGAUGUGUGCAUGCAUCAAUACUUCUGCAGUACAGUUUGUAACAGACUAAAAAGGGCCUUUUUAAAGCACCAAAGCUCCACGUUGAAGUGUCUGUCAGGACAUUUUAUACACAGAUGUUGUUUCAAUUAUAUCUAACAAAAUUACUUUAAAAGCAGAAUACCAUUAAGCAGCUUUGUCAAUAGUUCCUGUAAAAUGCCCCAUGAAUUUUAAUUCUCAUGCAAGUCUCUUGUGUGCUUAUAUUUUCAUUAGAAGGAUAGCUGAAUCAUAAGGCUAGUAUAGAAAGGUCCAACUGUUUCAUAAACCAGUUUUGGGAUGGGAUACAUUCCAUUAUAUUGUAUAUAUAGUUCAAAUUGUAUAUUAACAACUGCUCCAUCUUAGUAUUUUGCGAGAUCUACUUAGUUGUACACCUGGUGCCCCUUACUUGCUGUCAGUCAUUGCCAUUCAGUGGAAAAAAGGCCUCAUGUAAAGAACACAUAAGUGAAAGCUGUUUGUUUCCAGUGUCUACAGAGUCUGCCAUCCAGGUAUUCUCAGCCUAUGCGUUGCCUUUGAUAAUUAGUGUAUGGAAAGAGACCACUUUUUAUCAUCAUUUGUACUGGUUUUUUUUCCCUCCUCCUGUGUGGAAGAGGCUUGUGUCUAGUACAAUUCUUGAGUGCAGUUUUUAAUCCUGUACACAAAUUAAUGUUUGUCUCAAACCUCAUAAUUGAUUUUACACCUUAAAAACAAAAAGUGAGUCCUAGAAGGUGUUGCAUGUAAGCAGUUAGCAAGUAAUGACUGCAGUUCAGAUGAUUAAGAUUUCUGUAAUAGGAUGCUCUGCUAUAUUUUUAUUUUUUAUAUACAACUAUGCUGAUUAGCACAGUAUUGUAAAAAAAAAUAUAGAACUUUUGCUUUUUAAAAUUUAUUGCCUCUUUGCCACUGCCUGUUAUCUCCCAUGGUUUCACAGUGUAAAUAUUAUGUACUGAAAAAAUUAAACAUUGAUUUAUAUUUCAUUUUUCCUCAUAACAAUAUAGAUUUAUAGUGGGGCUUACAGGUGUUUAGAAACUUUUGGUUAAUAUUCAGAGCAAGAAUACUAGAUGGUGUAUAACUGUAGAGUUGAAAUUUAAGGGAUCCCUUAAUCUGUAUACUAGCUUUUUACCUACAGUAAAUAAAAUGAUCUUGAAAGUGCCUGAAACAGAGUAAGCAUGUCAUUUUUAUUUUUUGUUGCUAAUUAGAAAGGGUUUAUUGCUUAACUGAAAGCUUUAGUUAAUAUCCUUCUUAUUAGAAAGGGAGAGUUUAUAUUAAGUAGAUCAAACUCACUUAAUCGGUGGUGUCGCUCAGAUCUGCAGGAUUCAUGGCUGAGACAGACUGAGUUAGCCCAUGAGUGUGCAGCUGUGCCUGCCAUGGGUAGACCUCUUCUAUCUUGAGCACAACUCUACAGCCUCAUUUGUGACUGGACUUUCAAUUUUGCACUUAAUUUCCAAUCAUUUAGAUGCUUAAGUAGUUGACUUUAAAAUGCAACAAAUUCAUCAUACCUGUAUAACCUUUUUUUAAUAAAGGUUUAUAAAAAUAUGGUCCUUAACAUUCAAUGGCACACUGUUCUUUCAGUUCUUAAAUGCUGUUUCUUUAGAAAUAUGAAAUUAAAAGUAUAUUGUAAGAUAUUUCAAACUCUGGUUUACAAAUAAAAAGACAAACAGUGUUCUCUGUUGUAAGAUGUUGUGUUUAAAACUUUGAGGAGCUUGGGCAUGAACUUUGGACAUUUUCAUCUAAACAUUUCAAAACAUAGUGCUUUAAGUGGAGGAAAACUGAAAGCUGCUAUGUUGCUCUUACAUUUGGCAGCUUAUAGAAUACUUUCAGUACUUAGUAGUAUAUGCUAACUCACUGCUUUCAUUCUUUCUCCUGUGAUCUGUUUUCUCAUUUGCUGUUGCUCUUUGAGAGGAGAGAAAAGUAAUUAGGUGGAAAGGUCAGAAAAAAAUAGUGGAGUAUUCAGGAGCAAGUUAAAAGUGCACAACUUUUAAAAUUACUUUGAAAAUCUGAGCUACUUGAAACAUGCUUCAGGCUAUAAAAGUAUACCUUUCGUUGUCCCUUUUCAGCCCUCUCAUCUUCAUUCUGUAUUUUCCAUGUGUCUGCUGGAUUCAUGUUAGGUUGUGGAGGAUAUUGGGGUUUUGUUACACUACAGCCAACAUGGUCUAAAAGAAGUCACCCUUUAAACUCCCCCGGAAAGAGGAUUUGGUGGUUUGGGGGUUUUUUAAUUUAUUUUUUCACAUAGAAGAUAACUGCUUACAGCAUUUACCAGCUUUAUUUUGUUUAAAGAUAGAACUUCUGACAGUGAUGGGGAGAAUUUGUACAGGGUGUUUCAAAGAACUUCGGUGUAAGUAAUGAAGGUUUUGUGAAGAGUUGCAGUGUCUUGCUAGAUAACCUGGUGCAAGCUUGGGAGUCCUGAGGCCUAUGUUGUGCCUUAAAAACCCCAAAGCUUCACAAGUGCUACCAGGCCUUAUGUCUAACAAGGAAGGUAAGUUUGGUAGGUUAACAGGAACUGAUUUAGCUAACUUCAUUGCAUUUGUUGCUAUUUCAGGUUCUAAUAAAAUUGUUAAACACGGGAGACUGCUUUGUUCUGCUGCGAUUCAGGCUGCUACUGCAGCUCAUGGAGACCUGGUUUUAAGACAGUUUUGGCUGCUCUUGAGUCCUCAGCUCUCAAUGGCUGCUUAAAAUGGAGACUGAUACCCAUAGACUGAACUUGAAUGUGUGCCUCAAGGAAGAACAUAUUCAGGGACACAUUCUUUUAAAAUAAACUUUCACGUUAGUGUCAAAAACAGGCUUUUGAAAGUUAAAUCCCCAAGCAGUGUGUGUGUAUGUGUGUGUGUGUA